AUGUCCCACACGCCCACUUCGUCAACCCCCGGUAAUGCCAGCGGUGCAGCGGCCAAACCGACCCUAAGUGGUGUGCGCAUUAGGCAACGCAAAGGCCAGGCCAAGGCUGCGGCCAAGUUUGAGCCUGAAGCUUUCCGUGACUCGCUCCUCCUUUAUCUUGAGGUUGUCCCGAACCCCCCCACCAACGAUGCGCUUGUAACCAAGCUCGUGCAGGCAGGCGCUUCGCUCGAGUUCCUCAAGUACUCGGAGCAGCUCUUCGAGCUGCUGUUUGUCGGUGGCCUCCUCCAGCCUGGUGGCAGCUACGUCGACGAGAAGCGCAGCCCCUUCUUUAUUCUACAGGACGACUCGGAGCUCGGCGACUGGAACCCGGUCAAGGGCAUUGUCGAGGUCCUCCAGCGCGUCAUCCAGCGCUACCGCUACCUCCAGAAGCCGCUUGAGGAGACCUUCCUCCCCGACCUCCUCGGCUACAUCCCCAAGUGGAACCCGUCGCAGCGCGCCAAGCUCGCCGAGGCCGUCGCGCUCUUCGUCGCCGACGUUGGCAUCCAGGCCAAGUGCCUCCAGUCGCUUGCCAAGGACCACGUCGUCAAGGACGGCGUCGCUCUCAGCUUCCUCACUGCUUUCUUCCACACCUACCUAUCGAAGCAGAGCAUCGAGCACCUCAGCUCCAACCUCCGCAAGUCUGGGUUGCGCGAUAUCCUCGCCGUGUUCCCCCAGCAGAGCCGCGACCGUGCCACCCUCGAGGCCCACUUCAAGAAGGAAGGGCUCACUCAGGUUGUCGACUGGUACGCCAAGGCGGCGCUUAGUGGCGUCAGAACCAACACCAUUAGCACUAUCACCCGCAUGAUCAAUGACGAGGAGACUAACGAGGUUAUUAUUGAGCACCUCAAGACCCAGCAGGCCGAGAACCCCGUUCCGGAGGCCGACCUGUGCGAGUGGAUCUGGCUGGGCUGGAUGGGCGCGUUCGACUGGACCGCCCGCGGCGACCAGCUCGACACUAACGUCGUGCAGUACGUCUCGCGUCUCGCGCCGUCCCUCGAGCCGUUUGCCCUCAGCGCCAAGGCGCAGGUCAACGUCCUCAACACGGCCCAGGUCUACUGCUACCAGGAGACGCGUAUCCUCAAGGCGUUCCCCCAGCUCGUCAAGGUUCUGUACAACGCCGACUGCGUCAGCGACCAGGCUGUCAUCUACUGGCACCAGAAGGGCGCCAAGCCCCAGGGCAAGCAGCACUUCCUCAAGGUGACCCAGGCGCUCGUCGACUUCCUCGAGGAGGAUAGCGAGGACGAGGACGAGUAG
Cutaneotrichosporon cavernicola is the source of this 1293-nucleotide messenger RNA. RefSeq lists its product as uncharacterized. Gene Ontology annotation, molecular function: protein binding. The transcript is spliced from 3 exons. The record is from RefSeq and is a predicted model, not a curated record. Bases 1 to 1293 code for a protein of 430 amino acids. Lineage: Eukaryota; Fungi; Basidiomycota; Tremellomycetes; Trichosporonales; Trichosporonaceae. Gene Ontology annotation, cellular component: membrane; cytoplasm.